AUGGACAAAGCCACUAAGAACAAAAUUAGUCAUAGAGCACAAAGCGCUGGAAUUGGUGAAAAAGUAAUAUUUGUUAUCGGUUGUACUGGAACUGGCAAAAGUGAUUUGGGUGUUGCUAUUGCGAAAAAGUACAAUGGAGAAGUGAUAAGUGCUGACUCGAUGCAAAUAUAUAAAGGACUUGACAUUGCCACAAACAAGAUAACAAAAGAAGAGGCAGCAGGAGUUCCUCACCACUUGAUGAGUUUUGUUGAUGCUGCUACAGCUAAGUACAAUGUUCAUCUUUUCCGCAUGGAAGGCCUGAAGAUUAUU
Molecule: messenger RNA, 309 nt
Organism: Ostertagia ostertagi
Lineage: Eukaryota; Metazoa; Nematoda; Chromadorea; Rhabditida; Trichostrongylidae
Source: the annotation of a GenBank genome assembly